Messenger RNA from Aureobasidium uvarum, 1161 nucleotides. Lineage: Eukaryota; Fungi; Ascomycota; Dothideomycetes; Dothideales; Saccotheciaceae. The record is from the annotation of a GenBank genome assembly.
AUGAAGAAUCCGGAAGCAAAACGAGCUGAGCUGGAGAACAUCAAGGAUGCUGUAAAGCAGAACAACAAGCGUAAGAGAAGCGCGUCCCAGGCGCAAUCUGAGGAGGGCAGCGCAAGAUAUCCACAACUAUCAGACGCGGACGAUGCAUUACCAAGCACCCACGACCAGCAGCACAACAGGGCUGAUGAUCCACAUGAGUUCAUCAGCUUCGAACUUUUUCGUGGCGGAACAAGUCAAUGGGAGGUCCAUCUUGAUGCCUUGGCUACAGUAGUUCGUGGUAUGCCGGUGGUCAGCGCGGACAACAACUCAUCUCCCGAACAUCUUACACCAGACAAUCCCAGCGGACUUGAGCCUCAUCGUCUGGAAGAUAACGCAGAGCAUUUUCUUGUAGGAGCUGUGCUAUGGUUCGACAUAUUGUCAUGUGCUUCUACAAGCGACGCUCCUCGUCUCCAUCCAGAAGCCGUUCGUCUUUUGCAAGGGCAAAUCGACUUAGCGAACAUCAUCCCCUGCCAGCCAUGGGUCGCCUUGGCCAUGGGUGACAUUGCAGCGCUAGGCGCUUGGAAGGCAGAUGCGAUCUCAACUUCCAGCCUCAGCUUCUGGAAACUGUUUGAGCAAGGAGAUCCCAUUCGCAAGCGGUUGGAUGACGGCAUUGCCGGCCUCCGCAAUGAAUUCGACGAACCGUUUUCCGCACUAGGUGUUUCGCAUCUCAGUACCACAGGCGCCUACCUGGUUCUCGCCAACCCCAGGGUGCAACAAGAAGCUAUAAAACGAGCAAUCACUCUAGUCUUUGCAUAUGCUGCUCAAGUCUAUCUCAACACCAUCAUCUCUGGAGCGGACCCUAAGCUUGAUGAUGUCCGAAAUAGUGUCGUCGACACGAUGAAUGCUCUGCAGGAAUUGCAACUCAUCUGUGAUGCUCAAGCUUUGCGAAAUCUUAUCUGGCCAAUUUGCAUUGCUGGUAGUAUGGCUGAGGGUGCACCCGCUCAAGCAUACUUUCAGAGUCUGAUUCAAGGGCUUGGUGAAGAGGCACACGCUUUUGGCAAUACCACGACUACUCUCCAGAUCAUGCAGAGAUGUUGGACUUCACGCGGAAAUAAUCGAUCUGGAUCUUGGGACUGGGCUACCGCCAUGGAAUCUCUAGGCCAACGUGUGCUACUCGUCUGA